GGUAGUACAGUUGUAUGCUUCUUUAAGGUUAUGUUGCUAUUAUUGAAGAUUUGAAUUUGGAUAGCCUAUUAAUUAUUAUUUCACUACCUUGGAUUUGUUAUCAUUCACAAUUUGUAAUUCUUUUCAAUAAUCAUUUGUAUUUAAAUAAUCAAUCUUAAGACUCUGAUAAAACUUUUUUUUGAGAAAAUUAAUAUCUGCAGUUAUGUUACCGUAGUGUACGGUACUGACUCCUAAAGCGAGGGAAUAAUAUAGAAUUUGAAAUAAUGAUAAAAAUGUUUGUACAGUACUCUAUAAUUGUUCUUAAAGUGUUAUAUUCAGAAGAAAAUAUCAACAAUAAACCACUUUGAUAGCUUGGCUGUGUUAAUGUUUUGUAGAAGGGAUCCAUUUAGCAAACUAAUACAAGAAGCAUGGCUGGUAUUGACUGACUCGUCAGUGAGAAGAUUUCAACUGUCUGCUGCUGAAUAUUCAAAGAAACUUCAAAAGUGUGAAAUGAGAAUUUUGAAUGUGGCAGAAAAGAAUGAUGCUGCCAAGGGUAUUGCCGGAAUCCUGUCACGUGGGACUGCGCGUAGACGAGAAGGAAAUUCGCCGUUCAAUAAAAUCUACGAAUUCGAGUGCUCUGUCAACGGACAGAACCAGAAAAUGGUUAUGACGUCAGUUUCGGGCCAUUUGCUGAGCUAUGAAUUCGUAGCCGCCUUUCGAGGUUGGAACAAGUGCCGUCCCGUCGAGCUGUUUGAAGCUCCGGUCGUCAAGGUUUGUCCAGAAAACUCGCUCAAAAUCAAGUCAACGUUGGAGAAAGAAGCUCGAUUAGCAAGAAUGCUAAUAAUAUGGACAGAUUGUGAUAGAGAAGGGGAAAAUAUUGGCUUUGAGAUAAUAUCAGUAUGCCAAGGCGUGAAUCCCAAUCUACAAAUCUACAGAGCGAAGUUUUCAGAAAUCACAGGACCAUCAAUCAGAAAUGCUCUGAAUAACCUUGCUGAACCCAAUAAGCGUGUGAGCGAUGCUGUAGAUGUUCGAUCCGAGUUGGACUUGCGAAUAGGUGCCGCAUUCACUAGAUUCCAAACGCUAAGACUGCAGAAAGUAUUUCCCCAGCAGCUGUCCGAUUGUCUUAUUAGCUAUGGAAGUUGUCAAUUCCCAACUCUGGGUUUCAUUGUCGAAAGAUACAAUGCUGUGAACAGUUUCGUACCUGAGCAGUUCUGGAAAAUACAUGUUGACCACAAAAUCGACGACUUGACAGUUGACUUCUCGUGGAAGCGAGUGAGGAUGUUCGACGAGCACAUCUGUCGAGUUCUGCACGAGAAAUGCCUCGAAAAGCCGAAAGCCACCGUUGUCACUGUUACUAAUAAGCCCAAAUCAAAAUGGCGGCCGAUUCCGUUAGACACUGUUGAGUUGGAGAAGGUCGCGUCACGGAAACUUGGCAUGAAUGCAAAGGAGGCAUUGAAAAUAGCAGAGUCACUCUACACAAAAGGAUACAUCAGCUAUCCCAGAACAGAAACCAACAUAUUCCCCAAAGAGAUGAACCUUUCCAAUCUUGUACAGUUGCAAACGGUUGAUUCAAAUUGGGGAGAAUUCGCGUCUCAGGUACUAGCUGAUGGGCCUAGUCCUAGACAAGGAAAGAAGACUGACGAGGCUCAUCCUCCCAUACAUCCUAUAAAGCAUGCUUCACUAGGUGGUGAUGAACAAAAAAUCUACGAGUACAUUGUCAGGCAUUUUCUGGCAUGUUUAUCGAAAGAUGCCAAAGGUCAUGAAACUAUUGUUGAAAUCGACAUAAAUGAAGAAAGGUUUGUUGCGAACGGUCUACUUAUCUUGGAAAGAAACUACUUGCUGGUGUUCCCUUAUGAGAAGUGGAACUCGAAAGAGAUUCACGAAUACAGACAGGGUGAAACGUUCAACCCAACCAACAUCAACUUUGUGGACGGGGAGACGUCUGCUCCCAACCUAUUGACUGAAGCUGACCUAAUAUCGCUCAUGGAGAAGCAUGGAAUUGGAACUGAUGCAACACAUGCCGACCAUAUAGAAACGGUGAAAUCCCGUUUGUACGCAGCUUUGUCAGAGCAAAAGUACUUCAUUCCCGGGCAACUUGGAAUUGGCCUUGUUGAGGGAUAUGAAAGCAUGGGAUUCGGAAUGUCCAAACCAUAUCUACGCUCAUCUCUUGAAUCUGAAUUGAAAGAUAUCUGUGAUGGAAGAAAAGAUCCAAGUGAAGUUCUCAGAUCUCAAAUUGAAAAGUAUAAGGAAGUUUACGUUCAAGCAUACGCUGAGGUUCCCAAAAUAGACGCAGCCCUCGCCAAGUAUUUGGAAACGAAUCCGUUGCCCUAUGAAGAGACGCUGCAGAGAUCAGCUGUUUCAAGGCCGAUACUGAAAUGCCCGAACUGCGGCACUGGUAUGGUGAUCAGGCAGCGGGCCAAUGGUGCUGGAUUUUUCAUCUCGUGUCUCGGCUAUCCAGCCUGUCGGAAAGCAAUAUGGCUGCCGUCACUUGUCACUAACUGUCAGCCUGCUGAGGAGACCUGUUCUACGUGCGGUACCGACGUGCGGAAAAUUGACUUUACAUUUAAACGCGGAUCCCUGGCUCCCUACUAUCCGAACCACUACGUUGGCUGCAUCAACGGCUGCGAUGAGCACUUCCUGCAGCUGCUCAACGUCAAUCCGCUGCAGAGGGAUGGAGGGGGGGCCAAUCCCCCCACCGCCAGGCAGCCCCCUCCCCCUUCACCACCCGCCAACAAUCGCAACAACCAGAACCAGGGAUACGGCAGAAAUGACGAUGACGACGAUGAUGAUGAUAGAGGAGGAUGGGGCGGAGGAGGAGGAGGUGUUGUUUCAGUUAAAGCACCAGACCCUCCAAGACGUCCGCCUGGUGGCGAUGAUGUCCCAGAUGAUUUGGUGUGCAAUUGUGGGACGCCUGCUAAAAAAUUUACUGUUCGGAAGGAAAGCGUGAACAAGGGCCGGGAAUUCUACAAAUGUCAGCAAAUGGCGCCUGAAGGCUGCAACUUUUUCAUGUGGGCCGACAACCAGGGACCUUCUUCCACUCAGCCUCCGUCAAAGCCGCCCUACAAACGGGGAUUCUCCGAUACUGAUGAUCGACCAAGCUAUGCUGGUAGAGGAAAGUCAUUCAAGAGUGGAGGAAGUAGUUCUCAGAGUACCGGUACAAGAAAAUGCGGAAUUUGUCAUCAGCCAGGUCACACUAGAAGAAACUGCCCCAAUGCGUGAUAUCCAUCGAAUAAUUUUCCCAUUGACAUUUAAACAUCAUCAAUAUUGAUCUCUGAGUGUUAGUGUAUGGACGAAACUUGGUAAGCAGUGCUGAAUAUUUGAAGAAAUAUUAAUGUUGAGAUCAUUUAUUGGACAAUAAUGUUAAUGACUGAACUAUGGGAUAGUAUAUUGUAACUAAUAUUAAACAGUAAACUGUGAUACUGUUAGUUUCUAGUUUUAAAACUAUCAUUCAGAUGUAAAACUUCAUCUUAAUUAGAAUAACUGUAAAUAGAUGAUGUAUCAUUAUUUUUGUACGAUAAAAACUGUAAGUGCAGUACUUUUUCAAUGAUAUUCAAAGUUUAUUCUCCAUCUUUCCUGUUUCGAAUUCAUUGAAUCUAUUUUCACGUUUCUUCGAGAAAAACUAUUCAAUUUUAUUGUUUAGUUAUUUUCCAAUACCUUCACAAUAUAUUUUGUUGUUGAAAUGAAUGACCCUGUUCAUUGUAUUGAACAACACUAAUAAAAUAAUCACAAUUUCGAUUAAAAAUUGAUGU
Nilaparvata lugens (brown planthopper) is the source of this 3728-nucleotide messenger RNA. It is a transcript of the gene Top3alpha, whose product is annotated as DNA topoisomerase 3-alpha. Gene Ontology annotation, biological process: DNA topological change. Gene Ontology annotation, cellular component: chromosome; nucleus. The transcript has 20 exons. The record is from RefSeq and is a predicted model, not a curated record. Lineage: Eukaryota; Metazoa; Arthropoda; Insecta; Hemiptera; Delphacidae. Gene Ontology annotation, molecular function: DNA topoisomerase type I (single strand cut, ATP-independent) activity; DNA binding; zinc ion binding. Bases 364 to 3198 code for a protein of 944 amino acids.